UCCGUGUCUUAACAAUUGUAAGCAUUUUAUUAUUAAUUAGUCAUGAUAAGAAAUACAAGACAAUUUCCAUUAAAAUUAUUAAAAUGCAGUCUAACGGUCUAGCAAAGACACAAUUCUUUAAAAGUAUGAAUGUAUUUGUGAAUGAGCAACCUUUCAUAAGGUAAUACUCACAAGUCAGGCAAAAGAGUAAAUAAACAAAAGUUCAGGAUGAGACAGAUUCUCAGUGUAAUUUUAAAUUUCAAAGGAGCACGGUGCUACUGUACAGGUGUAGGUCGUUAUCUAAGAAUGGAAGAUGUUUUGAAAAAUAUUUUCUAUUCGUCAGUUGAUGCUGUUAAACCAAGAACUCUCAUAUCUGGAAAUAAGUUUCUUGUACACAUAACUAGUGGAAGUAAAGAGUUAAUCGAGAUAAAUCAUCAAAACAAUUCUUAUCAACUUGAUAUCACCAAUAAAAAUGUCCAUAUAGUUGGAUUUGGAAAAGGUGUCCUGGGUAUUGCGGCAGAAAUCGAGCAUGUCUUGGGAAAUCGCAUUUCUGAUGGCAUAUUAAGCAUUCCUGUGGGAGCACAACAACACGAAUCAUUAUCAAGUACAACAAAACUGAAAGUUUACGAAGGAGCAGCAGGAAACCUGCCUGAUAAUGAUGCAUUGAAAGCAGCAGAAGCAAUUAAAGACCACGUUUCAAGUUUAACAAGUGAUGACAUUCUUCUAUGUCUUAUAACAGGCGGUGGUUCGGCUCUUCUUCCAUUACCUAUCGCACCAAUAACACUUGAUGAAAAAUCGACAUUAAUUAAAAAGCUGUCAAGAGCAGGAGCAACAAUUAAUGAACUGAAUAUAGUGAGAAUAGCAAUAUCGCAAGUAAAAGGCGGAAAGUUAUUGGAGAUUGGAAGGAAUGUACAUAAAAUAAUUUCAUUGAUCAUUUCUGACAUAAUAAACGAUCCAUUAGAGUUAAUAGCAAGUGGACCUACAAUUCCAUAUCAAAAACCGGCAAUAUCACCGAUAAAAAUCCUUGAGAAAUACAAUCUCAUGGGCACAUUACCACAAUCUAUAGUAAAUGUGAUACAAAAGAAUGAAGACAAUCAAGAUGUGCCAUCGAUGAUAAAUAAAAAUUCUCAAGUGUUUCUUAUCGCCAAUAAUCAUAUCGCGAUAGAGUCUGCGAUGAAUAAAGCAAAAACUUUUAAUUUGGUGCCAGUUUUUCUAUCUCAUGAGGUUCAAGGAAAUGUCAUUGAUAUUAGCAAGGCAUUAUUCGAUCUUAUUUGUUGUAUUAAAAUGUAUUCAACGUUAUCGCGUGACGAAUUUUUAAAAUCAAUUGAGCAUGUAUUGGAGAUCUUACAUGCGCAGUCAAAUUUUCAUGUUGAUUUAAUUAAUGCGUUAAAUCAAACAACAAUUAAUGGAAUUUGCAUAAUAAGUGGCGGAGAAACGACUGUUAAUGUGCGAUGUGAUGAGGGGCUUGGUGGUAGAAAUCAAGAACUUGCUUUACGUUUUACAAAGCAUUGUUAUGAUGCUAAAUCGAUGGAAUUUGAUGAUUUAUUAUUUCUAUCGGCUGGUUCUGAUGGCAUCGAUGGUAACAAUGAUGCUGCAGGUGCUGUUGGCGGUACAAAAAUUUUAUCAAAUAUGAAUGAAAAGACUUUGAAUGUAUCUGAUGUGAUGGCUGAUUAUAUUUAUAGGAAUGACUCAUAUAGUUUUUAUAAGAAUUUUAUUAAAAAUUAUGCAGGCGAUGGAUUUCACAUUCAUACUGGGAUCACGGGUACUAACAUUAUGGAUAUUCAUCUUUUACUUAUGAUAAUGCCAAAUUCGAGAUUAUCAUGAAAUGUGAUUAAUUAUUUUGUUAAGUUUUCGAAUGUUUUUUUUUUGUGGUCAGGAAGGAGAGGAUACUCAAUAUUUUAGGUUAGUUAUAGAGGCUAAGGAUUUAGGGUGUUAAUAGAGAAAUAAUAGAUUUUGUAUAUUGAAAAUUAGGAUUUUCGAUUUAAAAAAAUAAUUUUCUCAAAUUUCGAAAUUUGAAUUUUCCUCAAAUUUUGAAAAUUUUUUUGAAGAUCGAAAGUAAAUUUUUUUUUCGAAAUUUCAAGAAUUCAAAAUUUGGAAGCAACUAUUUUUUAAUGUAUAAUAUUUUUUAAAAAUUAAAUUUUAAAUUCUUUUUGAAAACUUAAAAAUUCAAAACUUAGCAAAUCAAUUUAUCAAUCAAUAAUAAUCACCCCUUGUCUUCUGUAUCUCUACAUCUGACUCUACACAUAUCUUACUAAGUCAGAUUCUCCACUCUUUUUAAUUUUUAAUGAUGCUGAUGAAGACACUGUGGAAUUUGUGUUUAGAUUGAGAAAGAAAGAUUCUUAUCAGUUCAAAAUAUCUUCUUUUUUUCUCCUUAAUAUGGGCAUAAAAAAUCGAGUCAAUGAUUUUUUAUUUGUAUUUUUUGGAUAAAAAAUUUUUCUUAUUAAUAAAACAAUAUCAAUAAAUUUCUCG
Messenger RNA from Chironomus riparius, 2448 nucleotides. The record is from the annotation of a GenBank genome assembly. NCBI's taxonomy places the organism in Eukaryota, Metazoa, Arthropoda, Insecta, Diptera, Chironomidae.